Lutra lutra (Eurasian river otter) is the source of this 1335-nucleotide messenger RNA. RefSeq names its product N-methylpurine DNA glycosylase (gene MPG). NCBI's taxonomy places the organism in Eukaryota, Metazoa, Chordata, Mammalia, Carnivora, Mustelidae. Gene Ontology annotation, biological process: base-excision repair. The record is from RefSeq and is a predicted model, not a curated record. The transcript is spliced from 5 exons. The coding region runs from base 16 to 1299 and encodes 427 amino acids. Gene Ontology annotation, molecular function: alkylbase DNA N-glycosylase activity; DNA binding.
GCGCGCGGGUGCGGGAUGCAGGGCACUGGGAGGGGCACCGGGCUGCGGGGCCUCUCGCCCCAAGCCCGCCGCCGUCCCCGCCUUCUCCCGCCGCCAGCGUCCCAGCAGCCCCCGGGUCUUUGUCCCGGACCCGAGGGCCACCCCCCGCCCGGCCCCUCCUCCGGGGGCGGGUCUGCACCACCCCGCCGGGCUUCCGUCCUCCUCCGCGCAGGCGCCCGCGGCACUUCCGGGGUCGCGCCUGGGCGGGCGGGGGCGCCCGGAGUCGCGGGAUGCCGGUGCGCGGCGCGGCGCAGGCCGUGCAGCCCUUUGCCAUCAGGCUGCGCAUCGUCUGCACGUGGACCGGGUGUGGAUCAGAGUGGCUGCUCGGUCACCGCACCCACAGCCUGUCGAGCUGCGCAGGCGUUUCCCGAGGCCUCCCGGGGCCCAGCGUGGGGCUGCACACGCCAGCUCUCCCGCAGACUCGGGCAGAAAAAGCGACUGCUGGAGGCAGAAGAGCCCGGGAGUGACCUGCCCGGAGCCCCGACGCCCUCCCCUACGGAGCCCCGCUUGGGGCGGCCUGCCUCCCUGGGCCCCCAGCGCAGCCUCUACUUCUCAAGCCCAAAAAGCUGCUGCUCUGCACGGCUGGGAUCGGAGUUUUUCGACCAACCCGCUGUCAUCCUGGCACGGGCAUUUCUGGGACAGGUGCUGGUUCGACAACUUGAUGACGGCACAGAGCUCCGCGGCCGCAUCGUGGAGACGGAGGCAUACGUGGGGCCAGAGGAUGAAGCCGCGCACUCUAGGGGCGGCCGGCAGACCCCGCGUAACCGUGGCAUGUUCAUGAAGCCGGGCACUCUGUACGUGUAUGUCAUCUACGGCAUGUACUUCUGCAUGAACGUCUCCAGCCGAGGGGACGGGGCGUGUGUCCUGCUGCGAGCACUGGAGCCCCUGGGGGGCCUGGAGACCAUGCGGCAGCUUCGAAGCGCCCUCCGCAAGGGCACCGCGGGCCGAGCCCUCAAGGACCGUGAGCUGUGCAGCGGCCCCUCCAAGCUGUGCCAGGCCCUGGCCAUCGACAAGAGCUUCGACCAGCGGGACCUGGCUGCCGACACGGCUGUGUGGAUGGAGCGCAGCGCCCCGGGGACCAGUGAGCCUGCCGUGGUGGCGGCUGCCCGCGUGGGCAUCAGCCAGGCAGGAGAGUGGGCCCAGAAGCCCCUGCGCUUCUAUGUCCGGGGCAGCCCCUGGGUCAGCGUGGUGGACAGAGCGGCUGAGCAGAGCACACAGAGCGGGCCCUCGGCGAGCAUCUGCUCCCAUGAGGCUUUUUAAUUCUGUAAAAACCCAAUAAACACUUUGUCUAGAAAA